GUGACCGACGCGCCUAGCUGCAUGGGAGCGUAGAUCAAAACAGCUCCAAACGCGUCUCCCAAAUUUCCAAAUCAGCAAACGCAUUCCAUUGACAUCAGGAUCAUUGAUCGCGAUCCAUCAUGUCGAAUAGAAAGCGCCCAAAUAGCUGGGUUGACCUCACCGGCGACGACGACGAGAAUCUCCCCCCACAGCGCAAGCAAGUACGCGUCUCAGGCGUGUCAGCUCAACCUCGAUCGAGCCAAUCUCUGAGUAGUAGCAACCUCUCCUCGCAACGCGACUCAUGGGUUGCCAGUACAGCUCCGGUUGGAGAAGAAGAUGAAAUUAUUGACUUGUCUCAAGAUCGUGAUGAGGGUUUCGGAUGGGAUUGUGUUGGCGUCAUUGAAGACAAGAUUGUAGGUGUCAGAUACUACAACGGAUUAGCCACUCCCGGAGAGCAAGUCAUGAUUAGAAGAGAGCCCGGAAAUCCAUAUGAUUCGAACGCUAUCCGCAUCAAUAAUGUACAGGAGGUUCAGAUUGGCCAUAUCCCGCGCGCUUUAGCCGCUAAGUUGGCCCCUUUAAUGGACUCAAGAGCUAUUGUACUUGAAGGCAUCCUGACUGGAGAGAAAGGAUCAUUCGAUUGCCCAAUUCGUCUACGGGUCUUUGGUCCUUCGGAACCAGUGGCUCGGGCUCAGCUCGAGGCCGAGAUGAAGGCAAAGCGCAUGCCGAUCAAGAAACAAGGUGUUGCAGCACCCAAGGUUCCCAAAGCUGCCGUUCCCCCUCCUCAGAGAAAGCAGAUGGGCUAUCAAAGCUCCUCUCAAGCAUCGAGCAGUCAACCAGAGCCUGUUCCAGAAGUGGACAUUUCACACUUCGUGGAGAACAGCGAACGGUUCCGACCACGAGAUGCCGAAAAGAUUGUUGAGGCUUGGGGACUUGGUGAAGAUGCGCUGUCUAAGAUGCCCAUGGCUGAUCAACCCGAGGGCCUGUCGUCAACUCUCCUACCUUAUCAACGUCAAGGCCUGGCCUGGAUGCUCGAGAAAGAGAAUCCUGUCCUCCCUGUUCCUGGAUCCAAAAACAUUGUUCAGCUAUGGAAGCGUUCAGAAACAGGCCAGAAUGUAUUUCAGAAUAUUGCUACCCAAUUCAAAACUGCUACUCCGCCAGUUUUGGCUAAAGGUGGUAUUCUUGCUGAUGAUAUGGGUCUCGGAAAGACUCUUCAAAUUAUCAGCGUCAUACUUGAGGGAGGUCCUGGUACAACGUUGAUCAUCGCUCCUGUAAGUGUGAUGUCCAACUGGGCUCAGCAGAUCGAGAGGCAUGUAAAGAAGGAUAGCCCAUUGAAAGUUAUGACCUACCAUGGUAGUAACCGCAAGAGAAUGACCUACAGAGACUUCGGCGAGUACAAUGUCGUUAUCACGAGUUAUGGUACGUUGAGUGCUGAAUGCUUCCCGCGAGGAAGCAAGACACCAGUAAAAACUCCAGACAAAGAUGGUCUCUUCUCCAUGAAAUGGGCUAGGGUCGUGCUUGACGAAGGUCAUGGCAUUCGUAAUCCUGCAACCAAAUCUGCUAUCGCAGCCGCGAAUCUUCUAGCAGUUUCUCGAUGGGUCCUCUCUGGAACACCUAUCGUCAACACCAUUAAGGAUUUGUAUUCGAUGCUCAAGUUUAUUGGCAUCACAGGCGGGCUGGAGCGUAUGGAGAUUUUCAACGCUGUGCUCACCCGUCCUCUGGCCCAUGGUACCCCACAUGCUGACCUCAUUCUUCAAUCCAUCAUGAGAACGAUGUGUCUUCGUAGAAAGAAGGACAUGAAGUUCGUCGAUCUGAAACUCCCAGAGCUUUCCGAAUAUGUUCACCGAAUCACUUUCCGCAAGGAUGAAAGAGAGAAGUACGAGGCUUUACAGGCUGAGGCAAAGGGAAUGGUCGAUAGAUUUCAGUCGGGUAAGGCUAAGAAGGGCGAGAAUAUGUAUCGUCAUGUUCUGGAAGUUCUUCUUCGGAUGCGUCAGGUUUGUUGCCAUUGGAAGCUCUGCGGUACUCGCGUCUCUGACCUUCUGGCCCUCCUCGAAAACGAUGAUGUUGUCGCCUUGACGAAGGAAAAUCGUGCCGCUUUGCAAGUUCUCUUGCAGCUUAGUAUCGACAGCCAAGAUGAGUGCGCAAUCUGUCUUGAGACUCUUCACAAUCCUGUCAUCACUGCUUGCAAGCACGUCUUCGGCCAGGAAUGCAUCGAGCGCACCAUCGACCUUCAACACAAGUGUCCAAUGUGUCGUGCCGAGCUCGCUGACAAGGAAUGUCUCGUGCAUCCUGCUGUUGAAGAGGAAAGCCAUGCAGACGAAGAGAUCGAUAUUGACACAAGGAGCAGCAAGACUGAAGCACUGAUGAGCAUCUUAACCGCUAGUCGUCGAGACCCGUUGUCCAAAGUGGUUAUCUUCUCUCAAUGGACCAGCUUCCUGAAUAUCAUUCAACACCAGCUUGAGGAAGCAGGCAUGAAAUUUGCUCGUAUUGAUGGCUCCAUGAAAGCUACAGUCCGAGACGCUGCAAUGACAGCCCUCGAGACCGAUCCAGAUACUCGGAUAUUGCUGGCUAGUUUGUCUGUUUGCAGCGUGGGUCUGAACCUUGUUGCGGCUGACACAGUCAUCCUUGCCGAUUCUUGGUGGGCACCAGCCAUUGAAGACCAGGCUGUCGAUCGUGUUCAUCGCCUUGGACAAACCCGACCUUGCACUGUAUGGCGUCUCAUCAUGGAAGAGAGUAUCGAGGAAAGAGUCCUUGAUAUCCAGGCUGAGAAGAGACUUUUGGUUGGCAAGGCUUUCCAGGAGAAGUCUAAGGGUGGAAAGGAGAAAGUCACGAGAAUGGGCGAUAUCUUGAAGCUAUUGGCUUGAGCUAUUCGAUUGAGGUUCAUGUUUCUUGCGCGGUCUGGGGAGUUCGUGCUGGCGUAAUUUCUAAAUGUGUUUAGGAUGGGGUUUAUAUUCGCCUAUUGUAGUGCUUCUUGUAUUGUUGGGUGGCACGUUUCACACAUUGUCAAGACUGUAAACCUAAAUAUCGGUAUCUAGAUGCACCAGCGCCUCGCGGGCGAAAGGUCUGUUUUUUGUAUUCAAU
Molecule: messenger RNA, 3057 nt
Organism: Mollisia scopiformis
Lineage: Eukaryota; Fungi; Ascomycota; Leotiomycetes; Helotiales; Mollisiaceae
Product: putative SWI/SNF-related matrix-associated actin-dependent regulator of chromatin subfamily A member 3-like 1
Exons: 3
Coding region: 120-2840 (906 amino acids)
Molecular function (GO): nucleic acid binding; hydrolase activity, acting on acid anhydrides, in phosphorus-containing anhydrides; zinc ion binding
Source: RefSeq, a predicted model, not a curated record